Molecule: messenger RNA, 1174 nt
Organism: Poecile atricapillus (Black-capped chickadee)
Lineage: Eukaryota; Metazoa; Chordata; Aves; Passeriformes; Paridae
Gene: TRAPPC6B
Product: trafficking protein particle complex subunit 6B
Exons: 7
Coding region: 490-960 (156 amino acids)
Biological process (GO): endoplasmic reticulum to Golgi vesicle-mediated transport; regulation of GTPase activity
Cellular component (GO): cis-Golgi network; TRAPP complex; trans-Golgi network
Source: RefSeq, a predicted model, not a curated record
GCGUUACUUGACGCUGGGGGGGUGGCGGCCUGAUGACGGCGCGUGCCGGGGCUGCUCCUGCCCUCACAUCCCGCCCGGAGCGGCGUGGCAGGGAAGCUCCGCACUGCUCGUUAGUCAUGACGCCCGGGGCGGCGAUGCUUUAAACUACUUCCUUCCCACGUUCUUCCCCGUCUGCAGCCGACGUCUCUCUGUGGCUCCCCGCCGCGGGCAGGGGAAGGCACGGGCGCUGUCUUGAAGGCGGUGACAUAGGCGCACCCCACCUGGUUCCAGCAGUAGGGUGGGCGGGGUAGCUCCCCAGGAGGGGCGCGUUUGAUUCCCCGGCUCCGACCCUCACUCAGGACCCUGGGUUGGUCCGCGAACUCUGUAGAGCCUUAACGGGAGAGCCGCUUCUCGCAGCGCUUCCCCGGCCGGCACUGCUGCGCCGCCGCGCCUUGGCCGGACGCUCCCGCGGGUGUUCGGGCCCGCCCGGAAGGGGCGGCGGCCCCGGCGAUGGCGGACGAGGCGCUCUUCCUGCUGCUGCACAGCGAGAUGGUGGCGGGGCUGUACCGCGCCGCCGAGCAGGGAGAAGGGGAGAACGGGCGCUGCACCACCAAGCUGGAGAGCAUGGGCUUCCGCGUCGGGCAGGGGCUCAUCGAGAGGUUUACAAAAGAUACUGCCAGGUUCAAGGAUGAAUUAGAUAUUAUGAAGUUUAUUUGCAAAGAUUUUUGGACAACAGUAUUCAAAAAACAAAUAGAUAAUCUAAGGACUAAUCACCAGGGUAUUUAUGUCCUUCAAGACAAUAAAUUUCGUCUCUUGACACAAAUGUCUUCAGGAAAGCAGUAUUUAGAACAUGCACCAAAGUAUUUAGCAUUCACCUGUGGACUAAUCAGAGGAGGCCUAUCAAAUCUGGGAAUAAAGAGUAUUGUAACAGCUGAAGUUUCAUCAAUGCCUGCAUCAUUUUUCAAGGUGGAAUUUGUUUGAAGCUGCUGGGCCACAGGAGUCCAUGUGAACUUCAGGGUAAAUUUCAGGUGAUGAUACAGAAGAUGUAGAGCAGAUUCAAAUCUGGGUAUCUACUAUAAAUAGCCUUUGUAUGUGGAUUCAGUAUCUUGGCUCAUUCUUGUAUAUAACAUGUAAAUUAUAGCACUGUGCAGCACAAUUCCAAAAUAUAUAAUAAAUGCACAUGGAAAUAACACUA